Molecule: messenger RNA, 1719 nt
Organism: Thunnus maccoyii (southern bluefin tuna)
Lineage: Eukaryota; Metazoa; Chordata; Actinopteri; Scombriformes; Scombridae
Gene: dpcd
Product: deleted in primary ciliary dyskinesia homolog (mouse)
Exons: 6
Coding region: 53-664 (203 amino acids)
Source: RefSeq, a predicted model, not a curated record
GUAACUGGUUGAGUCCGGAAGUCGCUCUGAGCAACAGAAACAUCUUCGGAACAUGGCUGUGCAGAGCUGGAUUGACAUCCUAAGAUUAUCAAAGAAAACGGCUUUGAUACACGAUGGAAAAAGGAAGAUCCACUACCUCUUUACAGAUGGAAAAGAAAUGGCAGAAGAGUAUGACUUGAAAACAGAUGAACUCAUUGUACGGAAGUGGCGUCACAAAAGCACACUUGGAGCUCAGGGCCAGUGGCAGGUAGAGAUCGGGGAGCCUCUCGCUGCUCCUGUCACUUCUUCAGACGCCGAGGUGAUCAAGGAGAACUGCUCCAAUCCCGUGUUCAUGCGUAGAGACACGAAGGCCAGUUUUCAGUGGAGAAUCCGCAACCUCCCCUACCCCAAAGAUGUCUUCAGUGUUUCAGUGGAGCCGUCUGAGAGAUGCAUCAUCAUAAAAACCUCAAACAAGAAGUAUUAUAAGAAGUUCAGUGUUCCUGAUUUAGAUCGCAGUCAGCUGCCAUUGGACAGCUCCGCCCUCAGCUUCACUCACGCCAACAACACUUUGAUUGUCAGCUACAAGAAACCCAAAGAGAUCUUAACCCUUGAGCAGGAGCUGCUGAGGGAGCUGAAGAAACUGAAGGGGACCGGUGAAGGGGACGUCGACUGCAAAACUCAGUGAAUUCUGACUGUGGGAGCGAGAGAGUAAUUCUGCGUCGCAUUUAAAGCAGAACCUCCCGGCGUCAUUUUCCAGUCACAUGUGAGCUCUCGUUCUUUUGUGAAUCCCGUCGUUAAGAAUUUGCUUAGUGCCUUUUGCGCAGUCCGAUGCUUCUCAUUAUGUUUACUAAUUAAGUUCUAUUUAUCAGAGUUAUUACUGCUGAAAUCUGUCCUGCCAUUUAUAUUUGAUUCACACAAAAUCAGUAAAACAUAUCGCAUCUUUUGCAGUCAUCCAGAUUUAUAAACUUUGCAACUGAGCCAUGAGUGUUUUUUUUUCCAAAUUGUUUUUUUCACACUAAAAUCAUUUUACAACUUUUAUAAAAAAUCUUUGUCAGAAAAUUGAAAUUAUUUCACAACAUCAGUAUCUAUUCUUACUUCUUAUAACAUGUUGUCCGUCUCCCACCGAACCCAGUGGGCUCCAAUUUUGAUGGGGGUCACAUAACCUACCCACCCUCCUUUCAUUGAUGUCCUUGUAAAACACUCAAAACACACAAUGCCCCAUCCCUGUUCGUUCCGGGGUCACUGUUACGAGCACAUCCCAUUUGUGUUAACUGAAUACCUUCAUGUUCCUUGCAUGUAGCGGGCCACCCUGAAAGCCAUUACUGAGGCUUUUGGUGACCGUGCAGGCUUGUGUUACUGUUUCCCUUUUAUUUUUUUUACACCAGAGGGUCACUCUGACUUUGUGGUCUCCUGCUUAAACUGCAUAGACACAAACAGUUGCAGGACUUUUCUUCCAAAUGGAUUUGAUGUUGUUGUCUUAACAGCGUCAGAUAUGAAGUUAACAUUUCACAUCUUUUGUGUUUGGAAUUCUGUGUGUGUGUGUAUAUAUAUAUAUAGGACAUUUUCAGGACGAAAAAAAAUGUAUAGCUGCUUCAAAAUUGCGGAUUUGUCUACUUUUUCCACCAACUUCUAUUAAGAGAAAAUGCUGUCCAGUCAGAAAUACUUAGACAGUGGAUAUAAAAAACAACAGUGCUGUUUGAAGGAGACAAUGCCAUUUAAAUAUAGAUUGUUUCAACCUUG